CACAGUCUGGCUCAUGGUGUGUGUUAUGAAUGGUGUACUUGCGUGGUGGAACGUGUGAGGUGUUGAGAGUUUGUUGUACAGUACUGUGUGUGCAGAUAAACAGCGGUGAGGCUAUCAAUAGUAACUGGAGCACGUGUGGUGAAAAGUGUUUAUUUUAACAUAUUGGUCUCGGUGCAUGAAGUGUAUAGUGUGUGGUUGUUUACUGUGGUGCUUGGUAUUCCAUAAGUAGCACACUAUAUGUAGUAUUAUGUAUAGUGCUCGAUAUGUGGCGCACUGACUAUGUAGUGCUCGAUAUGUGGUACACACUAAUGUUUGAUAUGUGAUGUACUGUGUGAUGCAUAGUAUGUGUUGCACAGUGUGGAGUAUGGUGUGUCAUAUAUGGUGUAUGGUGCGCAGCAUGUGGUGCACUGUAUGUUUGGACUGCCAUAUUUGAUUUGCGGUGCAGUGUAUAAUUCACGUACCGUGGUUACACUGCAUAGUGUGUAGUGCACGGCGUGAUUUACAGUGUGUGGUAUACUGUGUGUCAUAUGUGUGUAAAGGUGUAUCAUGGAGGAGUCACCUGGUGGGCCAAGAAGCAAUAAGGUCAAGGUGGGGCAACAAGAACAGCAGAAGGAUAUAGACAAACAAGAACAUGUAGGUGACCAGGAGGGAGAGCAGAUGCCGCCGGUGACCAGCUUUGAUGACCUCGUGGAAAUGGCUGGAACUUGGGGACCAUGGAACUUUCUUAUCUUCUUCCUGAGUAGUUUAAGUGGCUUCUGCCUGGCGUUCACAGUUCUGUCGUAUCAAUUCCUGGGAGCGACUCCUGACCACUGGUGUCACAUACAGCCCCUGGUGGAGGCUAACUGGACCCAACAACAGGUGCUUAGUUUCGCCAUUCCCUACAGUAACGAGACAGGGAGGUACUCAGGCUGCCAGAUGUACGACUACAACUACACAGUAGCGGCCACGCUCGGCUACGAGGCUUCCAUCAACACCAGCUUCGAGGUCGUCUCCCGAGGGUCGUCUGAUAUCGUCGCCUGCCACGAGAGAGACUUUAACCAUACCCAGUACAGGUCAACUGUUGUUACUAAGUGGGACUUGGUGUGUGAACGACGCGCCCUCUACUCCACCAUCCAGGCAGCCACCCAACUGGGCUUACUCCUCAGCUCCUUCGUGUCUGGCUGUCUCAUGGACCAGUGUGGUCGUCGUCCGGUGGUGCUGGGAUGUCUGGUGGUCAACGUCGCCCUGGGGUUCCUGGGUCUUCUCUCACCCACCCCCUACGUCUUCAUCGCCUUCAGGCUCGCCCUUUCCAUCACUGGGUUUGCCGUCUACCUCGGCAACUUCCUCAUUUUGAUGGAGGUCAGCUCAUCUUCAACACGGUCAACGUUCGGUGGGUUGUUUCUGAUGAUGUGGGCUGCAGGAUACUUUGUACUCCCUGGUGUCGCCUACCUGGUGAGGGAUUGGCAGUGGCUCCAGGCGGCCCUCAACCUACCCAAUGUAGUCAUGCUCCUUGAAUUCUGGCUGCUGCCAGAGUCACCCCGUUGGCUAAUUCUUCAAAACCGCGAUCUCGAAGCUGUAGAGGUCCUCACCCAGGCUGCUAAGGUCAACAAGAAAACUUUACCUCCUAGACACGCUCUCAUGGAUGCCAUCAGCCGCAUCAGGGACCAGAUGUGUCACAAGGAUGAAGGUGAGGCGACAAUGACCGUCACCAUGAAGGUGCUGACGACGGUGAAGAAGUUGUUCUUCACCCUGACGGAGAAGGAGCUGAGGAGGAGGAUGCUCAUCCUGGUUGUAUGUUGGUUCGUCGCGUCCAUGGUGUACUAUGGGUUGGCUCUCAGCGCUACCAACUUGAGCGCGGACCCUUACCUGUACCUGCUCCUGGGCGGGCUUAUGGAAGUCCCGUCCUACCUGAUAGUGUGGGGGAGCCUCGUGUACCUUAGUCGUCGGAGCACUCUGGCUUCCCUCUAUCUCUUGUGUGCGGUGUGUAUCUGUAUCAACGCAGUCGUCAUGUUCUCAUUCGUUAAUGAAACGCCAGUAGGUGCCAAGAUCUUCCUGUCUCUCCUAGGGAAGAUAGGUAUCGCUGCAGCCUUCCAUCUCUUGUAUAUUUACACGGCUGAGCUCUUCCCUACUGAGUGUCGCUCCGUCGCCCUCGGUGAGUGUAGCUUCAUAGGGCGAAUCGGUAGUAUCGCGUCGCCUUACAUCAAUGACAUUAUGGGGGACGUUUCGCCAUGGGCUCCGUCAGCGUUGUUUGCUGGGGCGUCUACGGUGGCUGCCAUCAUCUCCCUCCUUCUCUCGGAGACCAAAGGUCGGGACCUUACCGAGACGCACAUCAUCAAGAACUCUGACACAUCUCUUGCAUCUCCAACUCCGCCGUCAGUGCUUCACAAUACGAAGGAAAAUGUCUUUCCUGCAUAAUACAGUUAAAACGUCUGGUUCUUUAAAAGUUGUGCUUUGCGAAGGUCUUACACCACUAGCGUAGCUAGGGGGGCAGUCCGCCCCGGGCGGCACU
This is a messenger RNA of Homarus americanus (American lobster), 2488 nucleotides long. RefSeq names its product organic cation transporter protein-like. The transcript is spliced from 12 exons. Gene Ontology annotation, biological process: transmembrane transport. Gene Ontology annotation, cellular component: membrane. The record is from RefSeq and is a predicted model, not a curated record. Lineage: Eukaryota; Metazoa; Arthropoda; Malacostraca; Decapoda; Nephropidae. Bases 547 to 2394 code for a protein of 615 amino acids. Gene Ontology annotation, molecular function: transmembrane transporter activity.